This is a messenger RNA of Myzus persicae (green peach aphid), 1339 nucleotides long. RefSeq names its product GS homeobox 2-like. The transcript is spliced from 2 exons. Gene Ontology annotation, molecular function: DNA-binding transcription factor activity, RNA polymerase II-specific; RNA polymerase II cis-regulatory region sequence-specific DNA binding. Gene Ontology annotation, cellular component: nucleus. Gene Ontology annotation, biological process: regulation of transcription by RNA polymerase II. The record is from RefSeq and is a predicted model, not a curated record. The coding region runs from base 250 to 1161 and encodes 303 amino acids. NCBI's taxonomy places the organism in Eukaryota, Metazoa, Arthropoda, Insecta, Hemiptera, Aphididae.
CAGACCUCUGGUAGACAGUCAGUCACCACACAACCCCGCUGCCGAAGACCUAAACGCUGGUCGUCGUCGUGCUGGUGCGUAAAACCAUAAUACAUUUAUCUCGUAGUUAUUAAUAUAACUGAAGAUCGUAUUAUCGUGGCCGUGUUACCAAAGGAAACUCCGCUUUCUUCGUUUAUAAAAGUCCCGACGUUGUGUCACGUGCGUGUGAUCGGGUUACUAAUAAUUCCAAGUCGUUUCCGUCUCUACGAUAUGGACGGUCCUCGUUGGCCCGUGACGAUGACCUCGACCAAGAAAACCAUGUCCCGGUCAUUUCUGAUCGACACGCUCAUAGGCAGCGUCAAACGUCCCUCCACCACCGCUGCUGUAGCUGCCGCAGCCGCUGCAGCCACCGUAUCCGCGGCCUCUGUAUCUUAUCACCCACAGCUCAACGAGUACAUUCAGUUCUUGAACAGGACUGCAGCGGCAGCCGCCGUCUAUGGAUACCAAUCGUCGACGCCUGUUGUAUUUCCGUCGGCUACUAAUCCACGGUUUUUCGGUUAUCCGGUCGGCGGAAGUAGUAGUGGAGGUGGCGGUGGUGCAUUCGGUAAAGACCACCAACAGCAACGCCACGAUCAUCAACACAACUACCACCAGAAGCAGGCACCUCCGGUGGUCGUAAAACCCGUUGCUGUUGUAGCUACCAAUACGGGCCAGAGGAAUAAACCACACCAUGCCAAAACUUCGGCGAAAAAGAGAGCAGCAAAUGAAAUGAUGGCUUACGAUCCAGAUUCUGUUGUGGCUGAAGAUCCAUUACGAGAAAAUGGAGAAAGCGAUACAGAUUCCGGAAGUUCGAAAAGGAUCCGGACAGCGUUUACCAGUAACCAGCUAUUGGAGUUGGAACGAGAAUUCUCCAGCAACAUGUAUCUGUCGCGAUUGAGGCGCAUAGAGAUCGCCAACUGUCUGCGGUUGUCCGAGAAGCAGGUGAAAAUUUGGUUCCAGAACAGACGGGUUAAGCACAAAAAAGAAGACGGACCCAUAGCAUCGAUAAAGCCAGGCACGCCAUGCUGCAACUGUUCAAAGUCUUGUCAUCAGUCAUCCACGGCGGUCGGAAGUACGUCUGGUUGUCGAAAAAAUGAUACAGAUGGCGACGAUGGCGAUGGACGUUGUGGUCGGUUUGACUAGACACGAGUGUAGACGAACAACCUAUAUUAUAAUAGUUCGUCCGUGGCAAGUACAAACAUUAUCUUAAGAGCAAUGGCUGUGAUGAAGAGUGGCGGUCGAAUGACAUCGAUCAAACACUGUAAAACGAAUUUCUUUUAAAACCAUUUUGCGGUGGACGCGAAAUAACUAUAAGUCAUUC